Molecule: messenger RNA, 4918 nt
Organism: Triticum dicoccoides
Lineage: Eukaryota; Viridiplantae; Streptophyta; Magnoliopsida; Poales; Poaceae
Exons: 3
Coding region: 411-2927 (838 amino acids)
Molecular function (GO): calmodulin binding
Source: RefSeq, a predicted model, not a curated record
GUUUACGCAUUUCUCCUCCCUCCCUCUCUCUCUCUUUUGGUUGUUGCGCGCACGACUUCCUUCCUCGAGAAGGAGAAGGGGGAGCCCGCCUGCCCAGCCCCAGCCCAGCUGCCUGCGUCGCCGCCACCACCACCUCCUCCUCCUUCCUCCCCCGCUGCCGCUCCCGCUUCGGUCGCCUUCGCGCUCGCAGCGGAGAGGGAGGCUCCGAUCGGGGCCUCUGUCUCCCGAAGCCCAAGGCCUAUUAUUUUUCUCGGGAAUCAGAUUUGGAUACACUCUUCAAUAAUUGUUGUCAGAGGUGUGAACAUCGAACUUCUCGAUAUCUUCUUUUGGGAGCAUUUUAGAUAUUCUCCAAUUCAAAAGGAAUAACACUCAGCUGAGACAAGCAUUAUCUCAGCUACUGGAAGGCCUCAAUGUCCAAAGUUUUGGAAAGAAGAAAUUCAUUUGGUACCACCACUCCUACGAGUUCAGCUUCAGCUUCAGAUUCGAAAAAGAAUGAGAAGACGGUAUCACGCUAUCUAAGACCUUCUACAGGCUCAUGUCAUGAUUUAUGCAAGCAUGGACACAGGAAUCCUUCUGAAGAAAAGCUUCUGCUUUCAGGGGGGAGAAGAAAGAAACUUCCAACUCAUUCAAAUAAUUUGACACUGCAUGGGUCAGUUAUCUUAGAUGCACCCAAGGAUGUCAGGAACAGAAGAAAUAUUUCACUAGUCAAGUCGAGUAUAUCACUGGGUGAAGCUGAUCGUGUUGUUAACAAGAUAAAAUCAGAAAAUUUAAGAGGCGCUGCAUCAUCAGAACACUUGGUUCCACGCAUCGCUUCAUCAGCAGAUCAUAAAAACGUGAACUCUGAUGGCAGAAAGAAACAUCCAAUGGUUACCCAGAGGACUUUGGCUAAUCCAAGGUAUUCCAGUGGAGUACCCAAUUUUGAUAAAAAAGCAGCAAUGCCAGUCAAGGGUUCAAAGUUGCCAGAGAAGACACUGCAGGAAAAAGCUAGAACUGUGGAGAAGGCCACUACUCUCAAGCAACCGUUAGUUAAGAAACCAGCUUCACUUCCUACUAAACUGAACUUGAUUAAGAAAGUUCCUGUGUCAUCUCAGGCUUCUAAUAAUCUUGUAUCUUCAAGAGAUAAAAGUACUCUGAAAGGAAAGGUUCCUUCUUCACCAGCAAUUAUUACUGGCAAGCGUACAAGCAAUACUGGUAAAACUAUGAGGUCCAGCAAUGCAAGUAUCAAUUGCAAGGAACGCUCAGAUGUGCCCAGAACACCAUUCUCCAUUGAAGAUGAGUUUAUUGCAUCUGUUGAAUUACAAGAAGGUGAUGUGGAGUCAACAGUAGUGGAGCUGUUUCCAGAUGCCACAGAAUAUGGAGACAUAUCUGAAACAGCACCAAAAGAAGAAAGCAGAAUCGGUUCAGAGGAUGGCUUGGAUAUGUCUGAAAUAUCGUCUUCUGUCCAGUCUGAGUUGACUGCUUCUGUUGAAACAGAUGAAGAUGAUGUGCAAGGUUCAUCUAUUACAGGCCAUCUUGUGGAGUCAGCGCUAGCAGAAAUGUCUUCACAUGCCACAGAAUAUGUAGAAGAAUCUCAACCAGCACCAAAAGAAACAAGUAGAUUCAGUUUAGAGGAUGGUGUGGUGGAAAGUAAUGAAGUGAGUGAACCAUUGGUCUCUGAACUCCCCGUUGCUGCUGAAUUGCAGCUAUCAUUUGAUAAUCAAGAACUCAAGACUAUGCUCAGUAAACCGGAUCUAGAGCAUAUGCAACCAGAGAAAAAUUCCACUAAUGGUCGAGCUUCAACGGAUGAAGACAUCCGAACAGAUGAUGCAGCUCUCUGCCAGCUACCCAAACAAUUAACAGCUGUGCAAAAUGCAGAUGUAUAUGAUUCUGCAUUAACUGAAAGUAGCUCGGGAAUGGAAGCUGAUCGAGUGAAAGUCAGUGCUAGUGUGGAGUCUGUAAUCACUGAAAAUAAGGAGGACAUGGGUGCUCAUGAAGACCUUCAAGGACCUCCAGAACUGUGGGCAGUUGAUGAAAAACAUGCUGAGGAUCCUGAGUAUUGCCUCGAUUGCACUACAGGAAAUGUAGCUGAAAAUGUCGAGGCUGCUGAAAUUGACGAUGUUGGGAAUAUUAAUAGUACAUCUCAUUGCCAAUCAAUUUUAGAAACUUCAUCCGAUGGUGAACUUCUGGAGCAAUCAGAGCCUGUGCCAAUUGAUUCUAAUCUACAAACCGAUGAGUUAGCAAGUGUCCAUAACAAUGACACCUCUGAACAGGAUGAACUGAAAUCAAUGAUUGUUGCUCAACAGUUAGUGGAAGAACUAUCAGAUGAUGAGAAUUAUGAAGAAUAUGAUUAUGAGUUAAUUGAAUUAGAUGACUUUGAUGCAGAAGAUGAAGGAGAAGCAAUCAACCCAAAUGAUGAAUCUUCAAAGGCUAAAGGCCAAAGGCUGCAAAGGAUCUCAUCACUUCACCCAGAUGAUGCUAGUACCACACCUUACAAAUUGAAGUUUAAAAGGGGUAAAAUUGUAGAACUCACACCAGACAGUAAUGGCCCGAGAAGACUCGUAUUUAGAAGAAGAGCUGCCAAUGAAGUUGCAAAUGGUGAAGGUCAGCUAGUGAGAAGGAUUUAUAAGAGGAAUACCAGAAAUAAUGGUGUUCCUACUGAGCCUGACUUGGAAUCUCCUUCAGUGAAACUGAGGCAUCAAGAUACACAAGACAAGAAGGAUGCGCAGGGACUGUUCAACAAUGUAAUAGAAGAAACUGCAAGCAAGCUUGUGGAGUCUAGGAAAAGCAAGGUAAAAGCUUUGGUUGGUGCUUUUGAAACGGUGAUACUUCUCCAGGAUAGCAAUCCCACUACACCACAGGCAGGUAACUCACCACGACUUCUUGGCGAUUGCGGAAGCAAGCGCAUAUGUUCCUCUGCAUCGCCGGGCUGCCGUUCGAACGGCGAUUGAAGGUUUGCUGCAUGAAGCGCAUCUUUUUACCACUGAAUGUAGUGAUUAUCCUCUGGGUAUUGGAAUCUUUGGUUUUGCAAGUUCUUUCUUGAGAGAUACGGCUGUCAAUACCCCGCUAGAGCUUGAGGAGGAGGAUUUGCUUAUCACCUUUGUGCCGCAUAAUGAAGCUCUUAACAGACGCACUACCUCAUUUGGCCCAGAGAUUUGGUUGAUGUUUUUUGGAUUUCCUUACGAUUACCAAACAGACUACUACAUCACCAAGGCUUUAGGGGGUUAUGGAUCUCUUGUCAAUUGGUACAAUCCUCGCCAGGAUAGACGGUACAUGCUCAUCAAAGCUCGCGUUAUCCGUCUGAAUCUCGUGCCCAAGAGUUUUAUUGUUUGGCAGUUGGGAGGUGCACGAGACUGCUGGACGGUCCAGGUUACUAUUUUGAGAAGCAGUGACUGGAAUGGGUUGCUGCCUGAUGUGCUGCCUCCAAAUGAAGAACCUCCUCCCGCAGAUGGCAAUCCACAUCCUCAGUUCGGGCCUGAACUCACUGCUGAACAACUUUACCAGCAGCAAGUUCACAACUGGCUGGUACAGAAUGCUGCCCCCAAUCACCCUGUGCAUCACAACAAUGCAGAAGCUCCCAACCAAGGGUGGGCUCCCUGGCCUGAACCUCCAGCUCCUCCUAUGCCACCCCACCUAAUGAACUUCCAAGCCUGGCUGGCCUCUCAGGGUUUGACUGUUAUGCAUGGAGUGGUUCCUGACAAUAAUGUCACUGACAAUCCUAUGCAAGCAUGGCAUGAGGCGAUUACUGAAUCUUCUGAAUAUACAUCCUCGGAAGACUCUGAUGCCACUGUCUCCGACUUGCUUGUUAUGCCAGUGACUUCUCCAGGAGCCUUUUCUGCUGCUCUGGCGGCUCCAUCUGCUGCUGCUGACGUGGUUACCAUCUCUGUCGACAUUCAUGACCAAGGUAUGCGCUUUGGUCUAUCUGCUCAGGGCGAUUCCCUCAUGGAAAUCCUUUUGGCCAACCCUGUUCCCCGACAGCAACUCAAUACUGCACUUUUCAAUGCCAUCCGGCCUAUACUUGCUACAAGGGGACCAUGGGCUGCUGGUUUUGGAUUCAGACACGAGGUUAUGCACUUUGAAGUUCAGGUCACUGCUGGCCCUACUGGCAUUCAAUUCUCACAAAAUACUCUGCUUGCUUCGGCAACUACUGCAUCAGUGCUCAUUGAUGAACUUUCUGACAGCCAGGCACCACUUGUUGAUCAGUCCAGGCUGGAGCCACAGGGCUCCAUGGAAGCUUCUCAUGUGCUGCUGACUGAAACUGAGGAUUCUGCCACUGUGGUGGUACAAACCAACAAUUUCAGUUCUGAUUCGGAGACUGAUUCACACCUCAUGGACUUGGCUGCACAUCACUCUGAAACUCAGACUGGCCUGCUUCAGAUUGCGACAGGUGCCAUUUCUGAAACUACAAUCAGUGCGGUGGGUUCUUCAGCUCAUAAACGCAAAGGAAAGGCGCCAGUCCCCAUUGACACUUCCACUCUCCGUCGCAGCACUCGUACUAACAAAUAUGAUGGAUUUCGCACCACCUCUCUGUCUGAAGCCAAGGUCUCUAAAUCCAAGGUAAAACCGCGCACUGUUCCUACAGCCGUCUCUGCUGGUCCUGCAACUGCUGCUUCAAAUCAAAUGGCUCCUGAAGAUCUCCCUCCUCCAACUGACAUUGCCACAAUGCAAGCCAUUGGCACAAAUCUAUGUGCUAUCCCGGAGGAGGAGCUCACGGUUGCUGCUUUCACUGAAGACCCGGCGGGGACCUCUUCAUCAACCUCAGCUUGAUUCCUCGCUUUAUUUCUUCGCUUAAUGGCUCUUUUGCAGUCGUGGAACGUACUUUGUUGGAACAUUCGUGGUCUUAAUGCGGACAAAAAGCGCUUAGCCUUAUCUAAUGCGAUCCAGUCUAGUGGAUGUGCGAUUAUCUGUCUUCAAGAGACUAAAAUGCAGACGUUUGAUGCUA